This is a messenger RNA of Staurois parvus, 325 nucleotides long. Lineage: Eukaryota; Metazoa; Chordata; Amphibia; Anura; Ranidae. The record is from the annotation of a GenBank genome assembly.
ACUGAUAGGCGGCACUGAUGGGUGACACUCAGAUGGGCACUGAUAUGUGGCAUUGAUGUGCACUGGUAGGCACUGAUAUGUGGCAUUGAUGUGGCACUGAUGGGCACUGGCAGAGCUGGCACUGAUGGACACUGACAGGUGGCACUGCUGGGGCUACACAGAUCAUCAGGGCACACUGAUCAUCAGUGUUCUGAUGAUCAGUGUACAUGUCCCCUCCGAGGAAUCUCGUGAGGAGAGAAAUGCCGAUAACCAGCAUUUCCCAGUUUACAUACAAUCAGCUGUGAUUGGACACAGCUGAUCACAUGACUAAGCCGACAUCUUCGGC